AUGGUCAUUGAGCAUGUCCCCUUUCUUUUUUGCUGGGAAUGCGGUGCAGCUGUGGGACAGAACUCCUGGGGCUUGGCUCAACGAGUUUGGCUGCUCCUGCACCGUGGGGUGGCUUGUCUAGACUGCAUAAGAUCAGGCCGUGGCCAAGUGGGCAGCACCAGUGCCCAGGUGUGCAUCAAUCCUGCACCUGUAGCAGCUCCUGUCUGCCAAAGGGCAGGAAGGGCAGAGGUCUUCACCCAGAGAUCAGCAAGUGAAGCAGCUGGAUCCACAUUUCAUGUUUAUGGUGCUUUGGCAGCCGCUACCCUGUUUACCAAGGCCAGCAGGAAUCUGUCAUCUUGGCUGGGUGUGGCACAAGUAGCAACAGAUUGGGUGAGCCGAGCCAAGGCUGGGAGGUGUGUUACUCCCAUAGACGCUGUGCAAACAAGGCAGAGAUUAGCUCACCUGGAACUCACAUCCUGUGCCAGGGACAGUGCUGAGUCACCUCACAGGCACCUCACCCGGCUGUCAGCCAAGGUGCCUCAUAGCACAGACACACCAUGGUGUGUGUGUCCUGUCUGCUUCCUGCUCCUGCAUACUUGGAAGUACUGCCUUGCUCUUUUGCUUGCCCGUUGGGAUUUCCUGCUCCCAAACUUCCAAGAAAUCUUGGAGAUGGUUGCAGUUCCAGGGCCAUUUUAUGGACUUGGGUUUUGGGUGCCUGCAGUACAGAAGAAAUGGAAGAACAUCUUUUCAACACCUUCCUUGCUAUCUUUCUAGCACUCAACCGCUUCCUAAGACAAAAACUGUGUGGGUGGAUCAUCAUUUCUCUCGGAUUUGGCUGGUAGAGAGGAAUCCUGCAUCCCUAUUUGUGCAGGAUAGCAUUGUCUUGCUGAACUGGACAUGUCCUGAAUGGUCUUCCUGGGUGGUGGGGAGGAGGGGAAGACUGAUGCUUUGUGCCCAACUGAAAGCAGGUGUCAGCUUAUGGAUGGAUUGGCUUGCAUCCUUAUCUGCAGGAAGUAAGGAGUAUCUCUGUAAAAUCAUGCUAUAAACCAAACCCUCCUCACUUCUCUUUCCAUGAGCUGCUGGAGCAGAAGGGGAAGACAAAGCCUGAGUCACCCAUGAGGAGUCAUCACAUCAUAACCGACCUGAUGAGAAAUCAUAUACAUCCUGUACAAAGAUGAAUAAAUUUAUGUUCUUCCAUCCCAGGUGUCCUGAGACAGGACUGGAUGUACAUGCCAUACCCAGUUCAGCCCAUGCUGAGGUGGUGCCACACAAGCUGGGUUCUGGUUGUGUGCUAGAAGAGAGUCUAGGAAGGAGCUGUGAUGCAUUCAUUUGACACCAGAAAGCUGCCUUGCAUCCCUGUGGGUCAGUUGGCUGUCCAUGGGUCUCUCUGGAUUCCCUUGCCUGCUCUAAGGAGGUCAACAGCUAAGGACAGUCCCUGAAACUGCUGUCUUCUUUUGGGGGUGUGUUUCUGUGUUGUUUUCUACCUGUGCUAUAUGUGAAGCAGGUAGGCUCAAAUCUCUCUACGUAUCACUCAGUUCCUGGGUUUCCCCAAAUAAGACAUGCUAAAAAAACAGUUUCUCACCUUUUGUGUUGGGAGAAUUGCGAGCACUCAGCAUUUUGUAGGAAAUGUUUCCUCCUGCAAGAUGUGAAACACUUAGUUACUGACUGCAGCUCAUCAGCACAGAAUGCUGUGAUGUGAUUUAGAAGCUCAUUAGAGACCAUAAUCAUAGUGGCAGAUGUUGGUUGAGAGUAAGAACCAACACAAUGAAAAAUAGGAAGCUUUCUGCCAUGUGGAUGGUCAAGAUUUGGGGAUGUUUUUUUUCCAAAAUACUGGAGUUUAUGUAUGGUGGAAGUUGCUCUCUAGGUUUGGAAAGGUAGUCAGGGUGGGACUCAGCCCCAGGACCCGUGCCAGGUGUCCCACCCCUUCACAGCCCCACUCAUGCAUGUGGGAGGGCAGUGGCACUUGCAAGGCUCUGGAAUUGAAAUCCUGAGCUGCUACCUGUGCAUCUGUCACAGAUGAUCUCCAUAAACUGUGAUGACAUCGACCUAAGGUAUGCAUUCUCCUACUAAGGUGAAUACCAACAAAUACAAAUUCCACGCACUCGCACGGGGUGUGCAAAUGGCUGAGCAGCUGAGGGCUUACAUCUCACAGCACAAGCUCUUCACAGAGAUGCUGGACCUGGAAUGUGUGUCCAGGUGCAGAGGGAUGAUGGCAUAAGGAUACUCUGGGACCUCUGCUUGCAUAGUAUGACAACAGUGCCUGCUGUUAAGUGUGUCACCCCAUUAUUGUAAAGAACAAACACAAAAGACAAGUAGGGAUACUCUGUGGGAUCAGAUGGGAUGCUCUGUGGGAUUGGUGUCCCAAAUCCCCUUCAUUUCCUGGUGUUCCCCAAAGGUUCAGCAUCACCUUCCUUGGGAUGCUUGCCCCGCUCCAGCUGCUGACCUGCAAGCAGUGCCUUUCCCCUGCUUCCUUCCACCGUUUGUGCCAAGGGGAUGCUGCAAUUGCAUGGCUCUUUGUUCCACUAUUAGAUGCCUGUAUAGAUAUGCACGCCUCUUACCCCCCGCACCCUCCCCAAAAAAAGGAAAAAUCCCCUUUUCCAAGUGCCAAUUUAAAUGGAUGUAGAUGGAAAGCAUGGAGGAAUCAUACAGAGCAGAAAAAAAAUCUUUAAAACUGAGGUCUGAAGCAAAUAUAGCUGAGUAGUACACUAGUUACAGAAUGAACAGCAUAUUGUAUGUGCUGUGUUAGAGGUAUGUUAUGAAUAACAAAAGCACUGGAGC
Molecule: messenger RNA, 2757 nt
Organism: Meleagris gallopavo (turkey)
Lineage: Eukaryota; Metazoa; Chordata; Aves; Galliformes; Phasianidae
Source: RefSeq, a predicted model, not a curated record